GUAGUAUGCAGUAUUUCUGAUGAAGGGAGCUCACUUUACCUUCUAUCUUCACCUCUUCCUGCAGGAAAAACCCUAGUUUGCAUGAAUUAUGUCAUCUCACUCUCAGUGACCACGUGACUUGAAUCAUGUGACUCCAUCCAACCAAUGAGCUGUUUAAGGCGUGGUCUGCACAAAAAUAAAGAACUCCUAAAUAUGCCAAAUGCUCGACUGCGGAGAAGAAGAAAGGGUGUUUAAAUGUGAUGUUUGUGUGGAUGUUUUCUUGUUAUUUAUAAAAUAAUGUGUUCUUUUUGGUGCUAACAUCUUCGGUCGGACAUACCAGAAGAGUCGAGCAUCCAUCAUAACGAUGCACCCCUCGCCCGAAGCCGUUAGCGAUGAAGACAUACUCGACUGUGUGCAAAGAGGAAACGUUGAGGAGUGCUUUGAAUUAAUUCAAAAUGAUAGAUCAAUUCUUAAACAGCAAGGCUGGGCUGGUUUCACCGCUCUUCACUAUGCUGCCAUCCAUGGAAAUCGUGCCAUUGUAGAGUUAUUCUUGAGCAAUGGAGCUGAUCCAAACUGCAUGUGUGAUGCAGGACAAACAGCCUUUCAUUUUGCCUGCAGGCAAGGAAACAUCUACAUCAUGCAUACAAUGAUGCAGUACGGAGCCGACUUGCGCCUCAGAGACUUUCAAGGAAAAUCCUCCCUGCAUCAUGCAGUUACUGGAGGUAACAUUGUUGCGAUUCACUUUUUGUGGGAGACAGGAAUGUUUCGCUUCACAGACACAGAUAUGUUCAGGGUCACUCCUCUUCACUUGGCUGCAUCCACUGGAAACAUAGAAGUAGUUUCCUAUUUGCUGAAAGAGAAGAGGUGUUUUGUUGAAGCAGUUGACCACCAGGGGGCGACAGCGUUUCACGUUGCAGCAGAGAGAGGUGGAAUAGAGAUAUGCUGGACACUGCUGCAGAGGGCUGGGUGCAGGAUUCUUCAUCAAAGGAACUACAAUGGCUUCUCACCACUGGAUCUUAGUAAACAAGGGAGAACCUUCAGACAUCAGCAACUCUCCAAACUACUGAGUCGGUACAUCAGAGAGCCAUUACACCACAAGCCCACAGAUUCAAAUGCUUUAUACUACUGGACUCUGUUUUUCCCAUCUCUGGGCGGAGCUGCCAUACUGCUGAUAGCAGCCAUGUUGGGAGGCUAUGGGGGGCUCGCAUGUUUGUUCCUCUUCCCAUGGCUGGCCCAAAGUAUUUUCUCACAGUAUCACCGCAUGGCCACAUAUCAAAGGUUACCUAACCCGAUAUAUUUAGGGACUCUUAUAGCAGGUAUCCUGCAUUCCCUGCUGUGCUUCUACGGAAGAAUGAUACCUAGUGCGUGGCCAUACAGUUCCCUGGCGCAGGUGUCUUUGUUCCACUUCUCCGUGCUCCUUGGUAUGUUCUUGAGGAUUCUGAGUCAGGACCCCGGAGUUCUGGACAAAGCAGAUUCGGAUCCUCGAUUCUCCUGUAUUGCUGACCUUGUGGAGAACAACGAGAACCUUCAAAGAUUCUGUCCGUACUGUGAGCUGUUUCAGCCUGAUUACACCAAACACUGCAAGCUUUGUCAAGCCUGCAUCAAAGACUACGACCAUCACUGCCUUUUCCUGAACCGUUGCAUUGGCCGAGACAACCACCGUCUUUUCCUCUGCUUCAUCUUUGCCAUGGUGAUUGCCCAUCUUCUGUUUGUUGCCAUGGCGAUGUGUUACCUGUACAGCAAGAUGUCUGCUGAGGGUCGCAGCUUGUCACAAUGCCUAACACUGCUGGGUGAGGAGUUCUGGGUCGUGGUCAUGAUGGUUCUGAAUGCAAUUACUCUUUUUUGGGAGGGUUGGCUUUUGAUUGAACAGUUUGACGCCAUUGCCUCGGUGACGACCAUCUACUUCAGACAUGGCCAAAGCCCUGCACGACAGAAGUCACAAAGCCAACGUUGGGCCAUAGUUCUCACAUUUCUGCUGGAGGGACGAAAAUGGUUGGGCAGCAAGACAAGCAGUGAGGACUUACCAACCGUAGAUAUUUAAAACUGUCUCACUAUUAGUCAGCUCACUGUUUUUAAUCAUUGACUGUACAUGAGAACUGGACUGAGUGAGUGUGACAUCACCCAUAGAAAAUGUCUUACUUCUGGCUCCAACCAAAGGAAGUCAAGUCAGUCACCAUUUUUUUUUUGCAAUACAGAUUUCGCCAUGUUGGGACUUAUGUUACGCUAGUAAGCAGUGAUUGGUCCAAAUCUGUGUGGGUCAUCGUGUCUAUGGCAACCACUCUCGUUAAUCAGGAGUGAACUUAUUUAAAGUCCACUCUCCUACAACUUGAAAGCAGGUUUGAGAAAAUCAAUUUGAACGUUCGACGUGGGAACUAGCAUCUGAUUGGCCAGUUUAUAACUUGAACAACUUGCACUAAAAUUUUGCACAAAAAAAAUAGGAUUGGCAAAAAUAUGUUAAGCAGGUAGUAGAGCAACAAUAGUAAUUCUGACAAAUAAAAUGACUGAGUAAUAGCUGUUUAUUUUUCAAUAGAAGUCUAUGGCAUUUUACUUUCUUGGAUACUUCCUGUUUAGAAUCUGAGGAGGUAAGGGAUCACUGAGUUCAGUUCUCAUUUAUAGUCAAUGGUUUUUAAAUUUGGACAAUUUUAAAACUUGUAUAGUUUGCUUUUAUUUUGAAGUUUUUUUUUUUUUUUUUAGAAUUUCCAACUUUCUAGUUUGUCCUCACUAUGACUUCUCAAAGAAAUGUCAGCUAUUUGUCUUCUAAGUGUACCAUAAAAAAAUCUGCACAAAAUUUUAAACACACCUGUUACUGCUUCCAAAUAAAUGUUGCCACUGUAUCCUAAAAUAUGUAAAAGCUCGAGAACAUUUUGAGGUGCUUUAAAAUCGUUUUUCUGAACAUAAAGGAGCUAGCUCCAAAUCAUUUGUGCCAGGACACUUUCUCUGCCCUGACUAAUGGGGUGUUCUUUUUUCAUAUCUUCAAUUACACACUCUCAUUUCCUAUGUGUCACUCAGAUCCUUAUUUCUAGAUUAUGGAUGAAGUUCCCCCCACCCCUCUGAGCCUGAACUAGCUGUGUGUGGCUUCAUGGUGAAGCAGUAGUGUCUACUGUUCUGUCUCUUGCAUACUAACCUGUGCACGUAUGUGACUGAUAAAUGUAAGCCUGUUACUGUGUUAUGCUGUUGUCCUUACAUUUCAGUGAAUUUUAUUUUAUUUUUAAUAUUAUUUUGCAUAUGUAAUGUUUUCUAUGCUGUGAAACUACACAAUUAAAAAUGUAAAAAGAAAAAAAGCGUGUCAUUUUUUUUACAAAAAAUUACUAACUGAUUGAUAUUUCCUUGUAGGUUGAGGGAAAUG
Molecule: messenger RNA, 3325 nt
Organism: Oryzias melastigma (Indian medaka)
Lineage: Eukaryota; Metazoa; Chordata; Actinopteri; Beloniformes; Adrianichthyidae
Product: putative ZDHHC-type palmitoyltransferase 6
Exons: 10
Coding region: 344-2020 (558 amino acids)
Biological process (GO): protein palmitoylation
Cellular component (GO): Golgi membrane
Molecular function (GO): palmitoyltransferase activity; protein binding
Source: RefSeq, a predicted model, not a curated record